GCUUCUGCUCUUCCCGACCCUGCUGCAGCCGAAACAAAAGAAAAAGGGAGCCCAGCCAUGCCUUUGAGAAACCGGUGAGAUAAGCUUGGUUUUGGCCUUCUUUUCUUGUUCUAGAACAAGAUUGGAACCCAGAAAUUCUCCCCCCCUGCUGGAAAAUCCGGAUCUGCUUUGCUCUGUCCGCCGGCUGCUCUUGUUGUGGGUGCAAAUUCUGGGCAUUUUUAGAUUUUUCUUGAAUUUCUCCUGCACUUGCAGCCGGCUUCUUCUCCCUGCAGCUCCGGUUCCUUGCUUGCAAAUUCUGAUUGUUGUGAUUUUUGGAGAGAAAAUCCCGUGAAUUAGCUAGUGUUUUGGCCAAUUUUGGAAGUGUAGUUAAUGUCCACACGAGUACUGUUCACGGAUACUGUUCACGCACUAAUGGUUAACAAUUAACGGGGAUUUAAAUGUUUAGUUUGUGAGAUAAGAACAAAUUUGGAGAGGUCUAGUCAUGUGGAGAUUGAUAGGAAUAACAUCGUGAUUAGGGGGCUAGUCAUGAUGAUUUCAGUUUGAAUUUGUGGUAGUGUGAUAUUAAUUCUCGGGUGUUUUGAUUAAGUUCCUGAUCGUUCUGUCAGUUUAGCGCUGAGAUCGAGUCUUCGGUUUUAUGCGAGUGAGGUAAGUAAAUUUAUGGUAAUGCCGUAUAGUUUUUAAAAGCAUGUUUUGAUUUGUUUUUGAAGUGGUGGGAAAACUAAACCCGUUUUACAUAAGUAUGACUGAUUUGAAGUGAAAUUUUUAUGCUUUUCAUUAAAUUGAGCAUGCUUGCUUGAGAUUUAAUUGAUUGUCCUGAUGAUCUGAAAGUGAUUGAUGAAUUAUGAUUUUUUUGUUAACCUCUGCCUGUUUUGUCUUCGAUAUGGUCAUGUUAUUCGUGUGCCCACUAGUGGGAGAUUUAUAAACGCUAGCACAUGUCGACAUGUUACUGAUAGAACCGGUUCGUUUCUAUUAUUCUGCUAGUGGGAUUAUACAUUAGUAAAUCGUGUGCCUGUCAGUGGGAGGUUUAUAACACUGGCCGUGACCUAUAGAGGAGACGUCUAUUUCGUUCCGUAUUCGUAACUGUUUUCGUGAUUAUACUAGUUGGCAUGCUAUAAGUUUAAUAAGGGCACUCCAUAUUUUACUUACUGAGUUUAUCUCAUAGUUUUUCUUUAUCCACCAUUUCAGAAAACGAAACCGAGGAUGAGGAAACCACGGGAAGUGACGAGUUAGAAAGCUAGCCAUUUCGAGAUUGAUAUAGAUUUUAGAAAUAGAUCAUGAUCUUGUAAACUGGAUUUUAAUUGGAGAUUUUAUAAAUUUAUUGAAUGGAUUGUUAGUUACAAGAGAUUUGAUCUUCAGAUUUUGGUGGUAUCAUAUUGUGAUAUGAUAAGUUUUGAGUCUUGUGCAUUUGUGGGACUCUCUCACGAGUGCAUGACGUCUGUCACAUCCCUGGAUUUGGGAUCUGGGGCGUAACAAAAGACGAGAGAAAGGCCCUAGAAAUUCUCCGUUAAACUGUGCUGAGCUGUUUUUAUGUUAAAGAUGAGUUGGCCUACUUUAAUGAGGUGUGAAUGGUUUGAUUGGUUUGAAAUACCAUGUCAGCUGGUAUACCUCUGAUACACUAGAAUUUCUCGGGCUAUACUUAAGUACGUGUCAGUUAUGCAGAAUACUAUUUUUUUUUUAUGUACAUUAAAAGUUAGUGGUAUCAAUAAAUUUUAUUUUAUUUU
Molecule: messenger RNA, 1721 nt
Organism: Rubroshorea leprosula
Lineage: Eukaryota; Viridiplantae; Streptophyta; Magnoliopsida; Malvales; Dipterocarpaceae
Source: the annotation of a GenBank genome assembly